This is a messenger RNA of Tarenaya hassleriana, 1620 nucleotides long. RefSeq names its product transcription factor MYB26. The transcript has 3 exons. The record is from RefSeq and is a predicted model, not a curated record. Lineage: Eukaryota; Viridiplantae; Streptophyta; Magnoliopsida; Brassicales; Cleomaceae. The coding region runs from base 74 to 1303 and encodes 409 amino acids.
CCCAUUUCUCUGCUAUAUAAAGCUUUCAUAUAUACAUAUUCUCUUUUUCAGAGAGAGAGAGAGAGAGAGAGAGAUGGGGCAUCACUCAUGCUGCAACAAGCAGAAGGUGAAGAGAGGGCUCUGGUCUCCGGAGGAAGACGAGAAGCUCAUCAACUACAUCACCACUUACGGCCAUGGAUGCUGGAGCUCUGUUCCCAAACAUGCAGGUCUGCAAAGAUGUGGGAAGAGCUGCAGGCUUCGAUGGAUUAACUAUCUGAGACCUGAUCUCAAACGCGGAAGCUUCUCUCCUCAAGAAGCCGCCCUUAUAAUUGAACUCCAUAGCGUUCUUGGUAACAGAUGGGCUCAGAUAGCGAAGCACCUGCCAGGGAGAACAGACAAUGAAGUGAAGAAUUUUUGGAACUCGAGCAUAAAGAAGAAGCUCAUGUCUCAUGAUCAUCUCCAUCAUCAUCAUCAUCAUCAUAUCUCUACCAUGGCAAGCUUGAUCCCCAACUUUCAUCUUCCUCAUCGCCAUCAUCAUCACAAUGGAUUCGUGAACAAUGUCAAUCACCAAGGCGGCGGAGAUGAAGCUUCGGGAUUGUUCUCCCUCCUCACAAACACAAACCCUAGUUUCAUCACUCCCAACCAUAUUAACCAUCAUCUCUAUCUUCCUCCUCCCGCCAUUUCUCCAAUCAUGUUCCAAAGCUUUGGUCAUGGAGAUUUCAAGCUUAACCACACAAACCAAGCUCCAAACCCGUACGAUCUUGAUAAUCUGGUCAUCACUUCCACAAAUCACCAACCUUUACUUCCGUCUGAUCCUAAUAUAAUCCUUCCCCGUUAUUCAGAUUCGUCUUCAGAAUUCGAUCAUCAGCCCCGAUGGCAAUUACCAGAUUUUCCAGCCUCAAUUUCUACCACUUUCCAAGAAACCCGAGUUCUCGAAACAUUUCAAGAUUAUGUCGGCCACAAUGACAAGAUCUUCAUUGAUCCAAUCGUCUCUCUAACACCGUACCACGAUGAUAAUGAGGUCCAUGUUGCUGUUCAUCAUCCAUCGGUCACUACAGGAGUGAUCCCAAGCGCAAUGUCAAAGUUAUCAGACGAGGUUCUUGAAGGGAAAGUGCCGUCCUACCCACAUGACUUGCACGUGCCUGUUGUGGAUCAUGAUCAUGAUCACCAAGUAGAGUCAUACAUCAAUUCCAUGAUCAUGCCAUCAUUGCCAUCAUCAUCAUCAUCUCCGUCAUCAUCGCCCAUCUCCAGUGGACGGUACGUGGCUACUGUUCCAAACCCUGCAGCUACUGCCAUUACUAGUGUGUCUACAUGGGAUCCCUAGACAUAUGGAUAAUAAAAAAAUAGAAUUAUAUUAUGCAUAUAUAUAUAUAUAUAUAUAUAAGAGGGAGGGAGAGACAUAAAUAAUCAUCCAUAUGUGUUGAUAAAUCUUUUACAAUGCAUAAAGCGUAUAGUAUAAGGAUAUGCUAUUUGUUCAUUAAAUAUUUCCAAAGAUUUGCAUUUAUUGUUAGUGAAGGAAAACCUAAAUGUUACUGAUUCAGGUUCUUCGUGUGAGUAAUGAAGGACUAUAUAUUGCAGUGUUCGUCAAUAAUCACAUAAUCUUUAGUCCUUUUUAAUUAUACAUCAUGACUACAUACAUAC